Molecule: messenger RNA, 5606 nt
Organism: Chara braunii
Lineage: Eukaryota; Viridiplantae; Streptophyta; Charophyceae; Charales; Characeae
Source: the annotation of a GenBank genome assembly
GUCAUCAUGCAACAUCAGCUCAAUUGGUGAGAAAAUCUGUGGUUGGGGGCAGCUAUCUUCAGAUACUAUCUGCCUAACUAAUGAGUGGGUCAGGCCCUGUUGAUGAUAGAGCUGACAUUAGGAGACUAACACGUGCAGGGGCAUUAAGGGUACCGCACGUGUUCCAGGCCUUAAAUCCGGGAGAAGAAAGACGGCUACGUAGAGCCCAUGCGCUAGCAGCGGGGAUAGCAGCAGCGAACGCAGCAGCUAGAGAGCAGGCAACAACAGCCAGAGCAGCAGCGAUGGCUAAUGGCGCAAACUCUGCUGCGUCAUCAUCUGCGUCCUCGUCAGGGACUAAUGGGGGCCGGUUAGGAAUGCCAACGAGUUCCACAAGCUCCUCGGGCACUUCCCGUUCCACAGGUUCUAGAAAGUCUUCUAGUCAAAUGGCGGGCUCGCAGUUCAGCCCGUUGACCCCGCGUCAGAGGGAGCUCAGAGAGAUCCAGCAGGUCGAGAUGCUCCGCCGUGAGUUAGAGCAGGACCUGAAAGAAGCUACCGAUAGAGAAAAUGCGAUGAAAACUAGAGCAGCCAGGCUUGAAUCUUUAGAGGCUGACAAGGCUGAGUUAGAGGGAUUGGAUGAGUCAGCAUUGACUGACCCGCUCAAAGUAUUGAAGAAGAAUAUGCUGUCAUUGCACGCACACGUGGACAGCAAAUUAAACUUCAUGCAGAGCACUCUAGACCAGAUCUUGAAUGCGUUGACAAAGCCAGGAUUCCGGCCACCAGCACAAUCGCCGUUGCCGUUAUCGACGAUGUCAGGCCCCUUUCCAGUUCAAGCUGCCAAGUGGUUAGAUGGUGUAGUUAUAAAGGCCGGGUAUGGGAGACGCAUGGCGGACUGGGCUAAGUCUCUGACGUUAGACCAGUUCAUGGAAAUGGUAGAAGCUCGAUGGCAUAACCCACAGGAGGCUCAAAAGGCCACUGAUGCCAUUAACAAACUAGACCAACGCAAGUUCGGGUCAGUUAGAGAGCUUACGACUACCGUUGAGAGCUUGAUCCUCGUCCCAGGCAUCAACUAUAGCGAUCAGUUCCUAUUGACUACGUUUGUGAGAUGUCUCCCAGAGAACAUUAGGAACUUGCUAGCCAGCGAGGCACGCACUGAGUACCACUCGUUUGAGACACUGUCUCGGAAAGCCUUAGACUUAGAGGCCACGCUAGGCAAUGCUCAACCCACCUCAGGGAAUGAUUCAAAGAAGAAGAGUCCUCAGGAGUGGAAGAAGAAGGGGGCGAAGUUGAUGAUGGUUGAGUCUGAUGGGACUCAAACUGAGAUCGAUGAGCUCUCUGACCUGAUGGACUACUCAGAGUAUGACGGCGAGGAGGUAGUUGAGGGUAGCACCCUCGCCGUGGUAGUUAAGACUAAGGCGGUAGGCCGAGGGAAGGGCCAGCCUAGGGGUCAAGGGAAGACCGCCUCCAAUCAGACUAAGCAGGUUGAGUGGGUAAAGGCAGGUCUUGAUCAAGACGUGUGGCGUGACCGCCGAACGCGUGGUGCUUGUAUCAACUGCGGGGAGUACGGACACUCGCAAUACAAGUGCCAGAACGCUAAGCACGCUAUGAAUCGGAUCUUCCAUGACCAUUUAGAUAAUUUUGUCAUGGUCUACCUAGACGACAUUCUGAUCUUUAGUAAGUCUGCCAAGGAGCAUGCACAACAUGUUGAGACGGUACUUUCACUCCUUCGGCAGCACAAGUAUAGGGUCAACUUAGAGAAGUGCGAGUUUGGCCGCACUAAGAUACUAUACUUGGGUCAUGAAGUAUCCGCGGAAGGGAUUAGGCCGGAAGAUGCGAAGGUGGCUAGUAUUCGAGACUGGCCACGACCUCAGACUGUCACUGAGGUCAGAUCUUUCUUAGGAAUGUGCGGCUACUAUAGGAACUUCGUUAAGAACUAUUCUACAGUCGCCUCUCCUUUGACAGAUCUAACUCGACUUGACACGCCGCGGGACUGGAGUGAUGAGUGCGAGGGUGCUUUCAAGAAAUUGAAGCAUGCACUCAUGAAUCACGAGGUUCUCAUGGUUCCCGAUCCGCAGAAGCCAUUCAUAGUAACCACUGACGCAAGCCAAUACGACAUUGGCGCAGUGCUGGCUCAGCAGGAUGGGAAAAAGUUGAGACCGAUUGAGUACAUGAGUAAGAAGAUGCCAUCGAAGAAGUUGGCUAAAUUCACCUACGAAAGGGAACUCUAUGCUCUCUAUAAGGCACUUGUCCAUUGGAGACACUUCCUUUUGGUAAGGUUCUUCUAUCUGAGGACUGAUCAUCAGACCCUCAAAUGGAUCAAGACUCAACCGGCUCUUUCUGAUGCACUCGAGCGAUGGAUUGAGGUCAUAGAUCAAUAUGACUUCAAGCUUGAGUACCUGAAGGGAGAGUACAACAAGGUUGCAUACGCACUAUCCUGUAGAGCAGACUACCUUGGUGCGCUAGUUUCUGACUUUGGCGUAUCUAAUGAAGUAACUCAAUCAUUGGUGGGAGCCUAUCAGGAAGACCCUGCCACGAUGGACAUCAUCCGCAAACUUCAGACAAAAGACAAGGCCACAGAAAGUACCGCGCGGAGCCCCAGCUAUGGCGCCAGGAGUCUUUCUGGGAGAAUUGGGCCGGAAUCAGGCUCGAAGGGAACUGAACGCGGGGAUAGCCAUGGCCAUACACACAGGUCGCGUACACCUUCUCCGCAGGGUGUGGGUGGCUCAGCAUCCUUGGCAAUCCAGCAAGAGCCAGGUGCUCCCGACUGGGUUGCUGGUGAGCCGCACAAUGGAAGAGAAGUGCCUCCAAACUCCGAACCAGACAUGGAGCAUUCCUUUCCAAGAUUUCAGGCGGAAUCGAGUACUUUAGGAUCUGCCCUGGAAAAAGCACGAGAGAGGAUGCGCCAUGAACUCAGGAGAGACUUGAGAGCCAAGGAGAUACUGAGCGGCCUGGACAUUUCUGAACAGCUGAUCCAAGCACAAUGGCGCGGAAAUCGCGUGCCUCCAUUUGACUCUACUGAGUCUACUCUGCUUCUCUGCAGUAGCUUAACAGAUGGUCUGGCUGAAGGGCCAUUUGGACCGGCAGAUGGGACCAUGCUGUGGUCAAAUUCUGCAGGUGCUGACUUGUCAUCGCCAUUGGCAAAUGACGAAGUUGCUUGGCCCAGAGUUCCAUUGCUUCCAUUGAAUAAACUCCGCAACUUGGAAGGAGGGCAUUACUUGGGCGGCGAUGGUUCAGAACAGGACCAGACACUCAUCAAAGCGUUAGACUCGUUGAGGCAGAUAGUCUUACCCCAUGCCCACUCAGGAAUGGAUGUGGUGGAGCCAGCCAAGGUUGUGACGAACCAAGCCGAGGGUGACACUCGUCCCAGAGCAGGUGUGAAGAGGGGAUCAGUAAGGGUAGCGGAUCUGUAUAUGGAUCAGGUGCAACCAGACGGUGGGAUUACUGGAAACGAGAAGAGUGAAGGGCGCAAGGCGAUUGCCGCAUCCGGCAACAGCUUGCAGGAGAGCCAAUGGCGUGGUCUGUGCACAGAGAGAGUGUCUGUUGACAUGAGCGAUCGCGUUUUCGAGUCUUUGCUUCAGACGUACCGCAGGAGCUCAAUCUUGAAAACCGCGAGGGAAUACUCCACCGCGUUGAAUGCGAUCGCUAGCCUACGAUCAGGAGAUCGUGUGGCCAUGGAUGGCAGGCAGCAGGGCUCAGAAGCGGCGAGGGACGUAUGCCGCGUGAGCGUCCGAUUGGAUAAGGAGGUCGGGCAGGAACCACGCAAGGAACGGAGUUUUUCAAGAGAUGUUUCAAACACCAUGGGAGGGAAUGCGGGCAUCGCCAAAGUGCCACAAAGUGCCUGGGCUGCGAAACCUGAAAAACCGGGAAACUAUGAUACGCCGAGCAUGACUGCUGCUGCUCCUGCUGACACAGCUGCUGUUGCGGGAAAGCCGUCUGCAGACAAGAACAAGAAAGUGGACGCAUCUAGUUCUACUCUUGACAAGGAAAGGCAGUUUUGGAAAGCAUAUGGGAAGCUGUUUCCUAGGAAAAGAGGAAGCACAUUUGGAAAGGGACUCAAGGGAGGCAAAAGGGAGGAGGGGGUUCAAGUUGGAGCAGGAGAAAGGGAGAACUCUGAGUCAAGAAAAGCUAACCCCAGCACACAGGAAUACUACUUUCUGCAAGUAAGUGCAAGCUUGCAAGGUUGCCAGAAAGGAAAAAGGAAAAACAAACGAAAACCACAAUCCUUACGGGGGAGUUUUGAUGUGCUGCUAACCAACCUGGAGACAGGAGUCACAGUGGAGGGAGGGUCACGGGUAAAGGUCAACCGUGACAGGUUGCUUAUGUUCGAUAAGGACGAAGACAUUGGGUCGAUCCUUAACACAUGCGAGUUGUUUGGAUGUCAAGAUGAUCCAGCCUCCCUGUAUGGGCAGCCGAUUCGUGUGCAAGUCUUCAGCACAUUUCCAACAGGAACACCUGGUGGCAUGAGGUUGGUGGACGAGGUGGUGUUGUUCUGCACGGGUUCAUCUCACGUGUCAGAACCUCCAGGAUUGCCAGCUGAUGCACACCUCAGCGAGAGGAAAUCCCUCAGCUCCUCCUUACAGGCGCGACCGUUGGUAAGAAAGGUGUACUCUGACAGUCCGAACAUCGUCAAAGACUGUUGGACGGAAAUGUACAGAAAGAUGAUGGUGAACGUGGAGCAGAACCGUAGACCUUCAGUACCCGGGAGACGAGAGGAGGCUGUCCGAAGAAGCAGCGACAGCAGACAAGGAGGGAGAAAGGGUGGCAAAGGAGACGGUGGUGCCGGAGAAAGGGCGGACGGAGGAGGUGAGGUAGUAUCAAGACAUCAGGCGAAUGUUGAACAGAGUGGAGGAUAUGCGAUAGAGCCAAAAAUUGCGGAGCCCGGUGGUGGCGAUCCUGAUUCCCUGCCGUCUGCAGGGGCGAGUCGUAUAGCCGAUGACAGAUUGCGUUUUCCUAAGAAACAGCAGCGCCGAAAUUCCUCCUCCGACAUGCUCAUACCCUCGACAAAGGGCAUUCUCUCUCCUCCAUUGUCUUCAAGAUCUGCAGAAACGUCUGCGGCAGUCGGCAAUCAUGGUGCCGGGACCGUCCGCAAGCACACUUCUGGAACACGACGACACUCCGACUCUUUGGUACAUAGUAAUAACCGCACCAUAGACAAAGACAUGCACUCGUCCGGCGGCGACAACUGGCAUGAUGCUGCGGAUUCGGAAAUCGGCAAACAGAGCAAAGGGGGUUUGCAGCUAACCUAUACGGACAACUACCAGAGCCUUAUAGUAGCUGCACUGAGGUCUGCUACGGAUGCAGCAAGGUGGAAAGCUCUACAGCUAGGGGAGGAGGAGGAUGUGAAUGCUACCCUGGAAGCAAGCAGUGGCUCACGGCGUAAGCUCCUUGACGUGCUACGGAACAACAUGAAAGACAAACUUGCAGAGAUAAAAAAGAUUUUUUUGCUGGGACGAGCACAAGCAACAGGACAGCAGGAGAGGAGAAAGGUACGGACGGCCAGAGGUUGACAGGUCGCCGACAAAGGGUGAGUUACUCAAGUGUUAAUGGACAGGUGAUAACAGUUCCAAGUCCAACGCCGUGAUGUUAGAGAGGAGUGACUGUCAGUUUAGGGAUAAAAGGGGCUGUGAAAG